Sinocyclocheilus anshuiensis is the source of this 627-nucleotide messenger RNA. Its product is annotated as histone H3.3. Bases 58 to 468 code for a protein of 136 amino acids. The transcript is spliced from 3 exons. The record is from RefSeq and is a predicted model, not a curated record. Gene Ontology annotation, molecular function: structural constituent of chromatin; DNA binding; protein heterodimerization activity. Gene Ontology annotation, cellular component: nucleosome. NCBI's taxonomy places the organism in Eukaryota, Metazoa, Chordata, Actinopteri, Cypriniformes, Cyprinidae.
UUUCUGUGCGUGUGUGUAAUAUUGUGUGUGUUGUGUUUGAGGUGAUCGUGUGUCAGAAUGGCCCGUACGAAGCAGACCGCCCGUAAAUCCACCGGAGGAAAAGCUCCUCGUAAGCAGCUGGCGACUAAAGCGGCUCGUAAGAGUGCGCCCUCUACUGGAGGAGUCAAGAAGCCGCAUCGCUACAGGCCCGGGACCGUGGCUCUGCGUGAGAUCCGCCGCUACCAGAAGUCCACCGAGCUGCUGAUCCGCAAGCUUCCCUUCCAGCGUCUGGUGCGUGAGAUCGCUCAGGACUUCAAGACCGACCUGCGCUUCCAGAGCGCCGCCAUCGGAGCGCUGCAGGAGGCCAGCGAGGCGUAUCUGGUGGGUCUGUUUGAGGACACUAACCUGUGUGCCAUCCACGCCAAGCGCGUCACCAUCAUGCCCAAAGACAUCCAGCUGGCGCGCCGCAUCCGCGGAGAACGCGCCUGAGCUCCUCUGUCUGUGUGUGUGUGUGUGUGUUGGUUGGUUGUGUACUCUCAGACGAGCUCUUGUGUCACGUCGUCGUGUGAUUUAAAGCACAAGAGUUCAAGCCCUCAGGGUGAUUAAUUAAGGACUCCAGGCACUAAUCGACACGUCGACUGAUUUCGG